AUGUUUGCACUGCUUGAAUGUCACCAGGACCACUCAGGCCUGGAGUCUGUAAGCACCAUCUCCUCUAACACCUCCAGCUCCUUCUCGAGUGAGGAACUGGAGUUGAGAACAGGAACAGUGGUGACUGGUACAGGCACGAGGAGCUGUAAAGCUGCGUUUUCCAGACAACAGACACCCAUAGCUGAAAUCAGCACCCUGGUGGGCUGCCCUGUGGCAUGGCCCCAAGGGUUAGAAGAUGACAGGUCCAAGGCUUUCAUUGGAGAGGAAGCCUUGCUUUACCCUGACACUGAAAUUGAGCUGAUGCAGAACAGCAUCAUCAUCAAUUGGGAAGCAGCCGAAACCCUAUGGCAGCAUCUGUUCAAACAUGAGCUUCAGGUUCCCCCUGAGGAGUAUGCGCUGCUCACCACCGAGCCCCCACCCAGCCCCACCACCCACCGAGAGAAGAUGGUGGAGGUGGAGUUCAAGUCACUGGGCUCCCCCGGCCUCUUCAUCGCCCACCAGACUGUCCUUUCCACCUAUGCCCAGGGCAGAAGCAGCAGUCGGGUGGUGGACACAGGCUACGCCGUCAGCCAUGCCGUGCCAGCCCAUGAGGGCUAUGGCUCAGCACGUGACACCGAGAGGAUGGAUCUGGUGGCAUCAUGCCUCUCCUAGUACCUGAUGACACUUUUGGGGGAAGUGGGGCACAUGCUUAGCAACGAGAUGGCCCAUACAGUGGAAGACAUCAAGCACAAGUGCUGCUGCAUUGCUUCCAACUUCAAGAACGAGUGCCAGCUCCCGCCAGCCAGCUGCCCCCUGGAUUUUCCCCUGCCCAACGGCUGGACCAUCAGCCUCAGCAAGGGGAGGUUUCAGUGCCCAGAAGUGCCCUUCAACUCUCUGCCAAAGUAG
Pygoscelis adeliae (Adelie penguin) is the source of this 885-nucleotide messenger RNA. RefSeq names its product actin-like 9 (gene ACTL9). The record is from RefSeq and is a predicted model, not a curated record. Lineage: Eukaryota; Metazoa; Chordata; Aves; Sphenisciformes; Spheniscidae. Gene Ontology annotation, molecular function: protein kinase binding; nucleosomal DNA binding. Gene Ontology annotation, cellular component: synapse; axon; NuA4 histone acetyltransferase complex. Gene Ontology annotation, biological process: axonogenesis; cell motility.